Molecule: messenger RNA, 3700 nt
Organism: Oreochromis niloticus (Nile tilapia)
Lineage: Eukaryota; Metazoa; Chordata; Actinopteri; Cichliformes; Cichlidae
Product: adhesion G-protein coupled receptor G1
Exons: 13
Coding region: 389-1918 (509 amino acids)
Biological process (GO): adenylate cyclase-activating G protein-coupled receptor signaling pathway; cell surface receptor signaling pathway
Cellular component (GO): plasma membrane
Molecular function (GO): G protein-coupled receptor activity
Source: RefSeq, a predicted model, not a curated record
CCCAGUUUCACUUUCCUGGAACUGACAAUAUUUUCUAUAUGGGGUAUCCUGCAACUUUUUCAGUCUGGGACAAACUGAACUGAGGUUGAUAUCAGUUUGAUAUCAAAUCCUCACCACAAGCCUCUUUCUAAUGCCUUUUCACACUGUGUCAGUCUAUGUUUACAAUGAAAAUUUCAGUGGAACUUUAAACCACUAACUUCAAAUUGCUCAGUCAUGACAUCUUUGAAAAAAAAAAAAAACAUUAGCCCUGAAUCACUUCCUCCUCUGACCUCUCUACCGCAGCUCUGCUAAGAAUGUGUGAAAUUCUCAGCUCACUUGGUUUAGCACACUUCAACCUGGUAGGGCAGCGCGUUGAAGCAUAGAGGUAUUUGUGGACGAGUGAGACACGAUGUGGAUUACACUUUUUCUCUUCAAAAUCAUCUGUUUUUCUAUGUCCCAAGCUGCUGGUGGCAACAGUUUCACAACACAGAAGCCAUUGAGGUGUGGAGAUGUCCUGCUUCACUGUACACAAAGUAGCCUUUCUUGGACACGGUGUUAUGAGGAAAAAAUUGCAAAAUGUGAACUCAAAACACGCAUAUUCGGCUUCAGUCGCCAAACCGUGAACUCAUUACUAGAGGGUGAUCUGAACCCUACAUCUCACCACAGAGUUUACAUCACAUCCUCAUCUUUCGAAGGAGCUGCCACCACAGUGAUGGCUUCUGUGAUCAACAGCACUUAUUUUAAGCUGAGUCCUCCACAGAGAAGUAGAUUACAAUUCCACCGCAGAGAAGGCACUGUGCUGAGAGGAUUAGUGCUUGCGGUGAAGGCAGUUAACAUGACAGAAAAUGGUGAAAUCAUCAGAAAUCUUUUACAACCCAUCAUGUUAUUCUUCAAACACAACAACAUGUUGUCAGAGAUUACAGAUGGAACUUGUGUAUUUUGGGAAGAAUCAAACAGUGGAACAGGUUAUUGGAGUGUUAAAGGCUGCAAAACCAAUAAAACUGGAGAUGAAUUUAUUUGCAGCUGUGACCAUCUCAGCUUCUUUGCUGUGCUUGUGAACCCAGAGAUAUCAGUCACAAACUUGGAUGCGGAGAAGCUAAGCUACAUCACUUACAUUGGAUCAGCACUCUCAGUCAUCUUCACAUUCAUCAGCCUGAUCAUCUUCAUUUGGCUACAUCGGCGGUCUCCUGAGAAGGCCAUAGGUCUGCACAUGCAACUAACAGGGGCAAUGUUCUGCCUCCACCUCAGCUUCCUGCUGUGCAGUUUCUGGGAAUGGCUGAGGAAAAAUGAGGACAGCUCAAUUUGCCUGGUUCUUGGUCUCUUUCUACAUUGGUCUCUGCUGGCCACCUUGACCUGGACUGCUCUGGAGGGGUUUCAAAUCUACCUUUUGCUCAUUCGGGUCUUUAACAUCUAUAUCAGGAGAUACCUGCUCAAACUCUGCCUGGUUGGAUGGGGUUUUCCCACAUUUGUCGCAACAAUUUGUGGGAUUUCAGGUGUUUAUGGCAAGUACACUCUACAACUAAGGGAAGCCAAAAAUGGCAAUUCAACAGCACAAAUGUGCUGGAUUAGCAGCGACUUCCAAUCAAGGCGUCCUCUAGUGAGCUACAUCACUACCGUGGCCUUUCCUUUGUUGGUGGUCCUGUUCAAUGCCUGCAUGCUGGGGCUGGUUGUGUGUAAGAUGUGGAAAUUAAGAAGUGAUGAUAAGAAGAUGAACUUUGGAAGCAGCAGUGACUGGAAGGAGAUAAAGAAAGAGAAAAGAAAGAGGUUAUGGAAGGACUGUCUCACAGUGCUGGGCCUCAGCUGUGUGCUGGGGUUACCUUGGGGGUUAGCCAGCACUACAUACGUUUCACUCACUGGGAUCUACAUAUUCACCAUUUUGAACUCCCUUCAAGGUGUAUUUAUAUUUCUUUGGUCUGUGGGUUUGGCCCGGAAGUCUUGAUCUGGCUAGGUUUCAUUAGUCAGUGACUCUUCAGAAAUGAUGGACACCAGUUGUAACAGCCAAUAGCCAACAAAAGCCAAUAUGUAUUAUCUAUGACCUGUAUUAGGUGUUGACUGUUGAAUGAGGUUUUUUUGCUGUUUUCUUUCUUCUUUUAUAUGCAAAUGUCUAUUUUGAAAAAAUGCACCUAUGAUUCUUAUGGUUGCAUUAUUUUUAGUAGAGAAGGCAAAGAUUCUCAACAAUUUACUGAUUCAUAUAAGAAAAUUCAUGUAUUAUGACUUAGGUAAGUUACUGUAGAUGGAAACUUUUGCGCUUUCAUAAAAACAUUUGGUUUCACUGCAGGUCAUUCUGUCAGUGAGAUGUACACUUUCAGAUAUUUUCUUCUGGCUUUCUCCUGUAUGAGUCAAGUAGGAAAACUAUGAUUAAAAUAUUGUAAUGCACAGCAUUAGUUCUGCACACUUAAAUCACCUACAUGAUCAUUUCUGGAAACUGUCAUAAGGUUUGAGGUUUCAUGUUAGUUUCAUGAGCUAAAAUUGACCGUAACCUUUUCCUUCAGUGGUUUGGGUGCAAAGAUUGCUGUCAGUCCUUCUGUUUUAAGCAACAGAACAUCCUGAAACACAAGCCAGCCUAUCACAGACCCCACAUACCCUCUCAGCAGCUGACUCAAUGUGUAUUAGUCACCUAAGAAUGAGGAGGCUAUGCAGACACGCCAUGACUUUAUGCUACUGUACAGAUGAUUGUGAAGCAUGGAUGUUGCAACAUAGCUCAGUGGAAGCCAUCUUGAUUUUCAUGGUUAGUACUGUUACUGAAGGAGUGUUUAACAUGAAAAAAUACUUUUAUUGCUUUGGACUGAACUGACUUUUCUGUGAAAUGGGGCUGCAGACAUCAUCUCAUGUUAUCUGACAGGAAUUGAAACUGAGUAUUGAACUAUGAAACUCAACAACAGAGUCGCUCUAGAGUGACUCCUUGUGCACAAUAAUUUCUGCCUUUUUUGUAUUACUCAUGGUUUUACUCAUAGGCUGGUUGAUUUACAACAGCAUGUAAUGUGACAGAUCCUCCAAUACACAUGUGCAACCAGAGUAGCAUUUAAUUCAAUUAACCUGUAGUUCUACAUCCAGCUGAUAAAAACAUUAGUCUCAAGGCACCUUACAUAAUAAGACAAAGACCCUAGGAAGGAAAACCACAACCAUAUGGUGAUCCUUUAUAAGCAGCACCUGGCCAUAAAGGAAACAGACAGGAACAGAUCUUCAACAGAAGCCAUCUGCUUUUGUGGUUCCAGGGGAAGGGGAAAUAGAAGAUAAAUAAAGAAGAGCACACAGAGAUAAGGAGAGCACAAACUAUGAGAAGAAGGCAACAUUUUGUGGCAUGCAGUAGUGCUGUAAAACACAAGAGUGAAAAGAGUUUAGCGGAGAAGAAUUCUUUUGUCCAUAAUGGGAAGUCCCAUCGCAUCUGUCAAACAACUCGCGGUUACAGCUGUUCAAAACCCCACAAGGCUGGCUGACACGAUUGACAAUGGGCAAGCUGUGAGUACUCACUGUGUUUACUGAAUGCAAUAUGGAUGAGAUCUUGAAGAAGCUCAUGGCUCUGCAACAGGGAAUUGAUAGAUCUGAUGACCAGUGAGGGACAUUAGGCCAACAGCAAAAUUGGAUGCAGUUGUUCACAUUAACCCAAACAACAGCAAGUUUAUUUAUUCAUGCGGGUGGCUGUGGCUCAGGCGGCAGAGCAGAUCAGCUACUGAUUGGAAGGGUGGUGGUUCGAUCCUUGGCUUCCCCAAUCUGCAUGUCA